This is a messenger RNA of Zonotrichia albicollis (white-throated sparrow), 582 nucleotides long. The record is from RefSeq and is a predicted model, not a curated record. NCBI's taxonomy places the organism in Eukaryota, Metazoa, Chordata, Aves, Passeriformes, Passerellidae.
UCUCAGGCUGCCCAGAGCUGGCUGAUUUUUGGGGUUUGUUCCCUGUUUUCCCUGCUGCAGGAAUGUGGAGGCCGUGUGCCGUUUCCCAGCCCUGCCGGCCCGCAGGCAGCUCAGCUACCAGGCCAAGCAGCUCAUUGCCAGGGAGAUCGAGCUGGAGAAGAUGAGGAGGACAGAGGCACGGAGCCUGGCCCAGGAGCCCGGGAAUGGCCCCGGGGAGGAGCUGGGGGACGCGGAGCCAGCGGGGACCCCCAACCACCAGCAGCGCCUGGAGCACAUCGUGAGGAGAGCGGCCCUGCAGGACAAGCUCUACAUCAGAGACCUGCUCUAGGGGAUCUUCUACAUCUCUACAUCAGGGAUCUGCUCUAGGGGGGCACUUCUACAUCAGGGACCUGCUCUAGAGGGGCACCCCUACAUCAGGGACCUGCUCUAGGGGCACCCCUACAUCAGGGAUCUGCUCCAAGACCUUGCUGAGCUGAGCUGGAGAUGAAGCUGGAGCUGAAGGAUCAGCUGGGUUUGCCUUUCCAACCCAUGGCUGGCCUCUGUGUGUGCCCAUGAUUUUGGGCUAUUAUUAUCUUUUUUAUU